This is a messenger RNA of Arabidopsis thaliana (thale cress), 1146 nucleotides long. RefSeq names its product thylakoid lumenal protein (Mog1/PsbP/DUF1795-like photosystem II reaction center PsbP family protein). The record is from RefSeq and is marked reviewed. Gene Ontology annotation, biological process: photosynthesis. Gene Ontology annotation, cellular component: chloroplast thylakoid lumen; photosystem II oxygen evolving complex; photosystem II. NCBI's taxonomy places the organism in Eukaryota, Viridiplantae, Streptophyta, Magnoliopsida, Brassicales, Brassicaceae. Gene Ontology annotation, molecular function: calcium ion binding. The coding region runs from base 100 to 882 and encodes 260 amino acids. The transcript is spliced from 5 exons.
GGCUAGCAAAAUGGUUAGUAUCCAUCACAAAAGAGGUGAGAGCCACGAAUCUGUUGAUCAACAAACAAACACAUCACAAUUCUCGAACUUCGCCGGAGAAUGAUGGAAACAGCUCUGCUCCGGUACUGCGUCAACUUUUCCGGUCACAAGAAAAUCUCUGCUCAUCAAAGAAGUAAUAGUGAGAUUCCGAAAACGAGUCCGGGAGGAUGCGAAGACGAGUGGUGUGCUAGGGUUUUGAGUAGAAGAUCGGUAAUGGCGUCAGGGUUGGUCUCCUCGACGACGGCUUUAGCAUUUCCAAGGGAAGGAUUGGCUGUCGUUAAACAAGGUCUUCUCGCUGGGAGAGUUCCUGGUCUGUCCGAACCUGAUGAAGAAGGUUGGAGAACAUACCGUAGACCAGACGAGAAGUCAGGAGGGCAUGGUGUUGGUUGGAGUCCUAUUAUCCCUUACGCCUUUUCGGUUCCUCAAGAUUGGAAUGAGGUACCUGUAUCGAUCGCUGAUCUUGGUGGCACCGAGAUUGACUUGAGAUUUGCUAGUCCUAAAGAAGGCCGUUUGUCUGUUAUUGUAGCUCCUGUUCUUAGAUUUGCAGAUAACCUCGGGGACGAUGUUAAGAUUGAAAAUAUUGGACAACCAGCGAAGGUGAUUAACGCGUUUGGACCAGAAGUUAUUGGAGAAAACGUAGAAGGGAAGGUGUUAAGUUCCAAUGUUGCAGAACACGAUGGUAGACUCUAUUACCAAUUCGAGCUAGAGCCGCCUCAUGUACUGAUAACUGCAACAGCUGCCGGAAACCGCCUUUACUUGUUCAGUGUCACCGGAAACGGUCUUCAAUGGAAGAGACACUACAAGGAUCUGAAGAGGAUAGCUAGUUCAUUCCGCAUUGUUUAGACUUUAGAACUUUUUUGGAUAUAUCAGAUCUUCAACAAGUUACUCAAGUGUUUCUCAAGACUAAGAACACAAAGAGCGGUACAUAAAUGUGUAUUUGUAAAAAGUUGAGAAUCCUGUAAUAUUAUACUAAACAACAUACGAGCAGUGAGUUUGGCAUACGGUUGUAUGGAUCUGGAUUCAUCAGAAAGAACCAAAACAUGAAACAGAGUUCAAAAGCUGGCUUUUUUGAGUUCUUCAAAAACACAAAUAAUAAAACUUGGAAAA